This is a messenger RNA of Piliocolobus tephrosceles (Ugandan red Colobus), 4682 nucleotides long. It is a transcript of the gene TPRN, whose product is annotated as taperin. Lineage: Eukaryota; Metazoa; Chordata; Mammalia; Primates; Cercopithecidae. Bases 3657 to 4187 code for a protein of 176 amino acids. The transcript is spliced from 2 exons. The record is from RefSeq and is a predicted model, not a curated record. Gene Ontology annotation, molecular function: phosphatase binding. Gene Ontology annotation, biological process: auditory receptor cell stereocilium organization; stereocilium maintenance; sensory perception of sound. Gene Ontology annotation, cellular component: stereocilium base.
AGACAAGGUUUCACCAUGUUGGCCAGGCUGGUCUCGAACUCCUGACCUCAGGUGAUCCACCUGCCUCACCCUCCCAAGGUGCUGGAAUUACAGGCGUGAGCCACAGGGCUGACCCCAGCCUUUGGUUGGGACCACUGGCUGUGACCCCAGAUCAUGGGGGUGGAGUGCAGGGAUUGCAGGGCCUGGAAUCCAGCGGGACCUGACUGUGGGCCAACGGUUUACUGUGUGCCUCAGUGGCUGGUGGUGCUGCUGCUUUUCCUGGGGUGCAGAUGAAAGGCAGCUCUUCAGUGGAGUUGUCUGGGUGGUGGGAGUCUGUGAGGCACCUGCCCUGGGGCUGGCUGUCCCCACCCAGGGUAUGAUGCCCUUGCCGGCCUCUGAGGGGUGCUGCCCUGCCCUGGGCAGUGGGGGGCUGCUGGCCUAUGUGCCGGGGGGGAGCUGCCUGGCAGGCACAGGCCCGUUUAAGUUGUCCAUUGGCAGAAGCGGCAGGUGCACCGUCUUGCAAGCUGAGCUUGGGGCAGACUGCUGUGUGCUGUUGCAGCCGCGCCUAGGCUGCUUUCCUGGAGGGUGGGGCAUCCCUUCUCAUCCUCACACCUGCCACCCGUGGGACUUGGCGCUGCAGUCUUUCCUCUUCGUGGAGCACCACCUGGCCUGGCUCCUACCUGUCUGGCUGCCCUUUCCUCUCCCCUCUGCCCUCCUCCCCUUCUGGCUCUCUGCCCAGCUGGAGCAUGUCAGUGUCCCCAGGGCUCAGUCCUAGACACCCAGGGCCGUCCGCCCUCACCUGCUGUGGGACUUCACCUCUACUCCCAAGGCCUCGCUCUCUGAUCCUUAGACCCAAGUGCCACCCUGACAUCUGCCCUUCCUGCUAACAUCACCUCCUGGCCAGCACCAAGCCCCAGACUGGGCUCCUCCCUGCCUCUCCCCCUGUGCAGCGCAGAUCCUGGGUGGCCAGGGGCUGUUGCAUCUCUCACUGUUGUUGGCUGAGCCCCUUCUUGUCAACUUUCCUUUCCUUCCCGCCUCUCCACCAGCUUUUCCCAUAGGUGCCACCUAGGUGGUCUUUGUGAAGCCAGGGACCCCAGCAGCUGCCUGGACCCUCCUCCCUCAGCUUUCUCAUGGGUGGAGGCUAUGCCUGGCGCUGGGGCCACACUUGACUCAGGGAGCACCCAGCCUCCCGGGAGCCUGCUGUGGACAUUGCACUCGGGCAGCCUGGUCUAGGGUCCGGCCACCCAUGGGAGCGUUGGCUGGGGCUGCGUGGGGGAUGGGAGGCAGGUAGCUGUGUGCAGGGAGGAGGGAGAGGCAGGGCUGGGCUCAGCUCACACCUCCAUCUGGGCAGGUUGGGGCUGGCUGCUUGGCCCUUUGUCCCGGGUGGAGGCCAGGCCCUUUGGUAACCAAAGCUGGGUGUGCACAGGCAGGGUGAGUGGAGCAAGAAUAAAAGGGUCCUGAGAAGCCAGGAGGCUCUGCUGGGAGGCUGCGCUGAGCCGGGACCCACCUGCGGGCUCUCUGUUGGCUGCACCGGGCAAAGUCCCUGAUAGGCUGCAUUGCCAGCCCCUGGCCACACCCUCUGCCCAUCCUGCGUCCUGGGGUCUUCAGGCUGCCCACAGCAUGAGUCACGGGGUGUCCUGUGACCCACUGACCUGUCUCCACAGUGGGAGGGGAGGGCUGUGCACCAGCCCAGCUGAGGAGACCUGGGGAGGCAGGACGUGACCAGAGCCCUGGGCCCCAGCUGAGGGCAGAUGGGGGCUGCCUGUCCACCCCCUGCCCCGCACUGCCUGGCCAGGCUGUACCAGGCUCAGGGCCCAUGUGCACCCAGCCCCCGCAGCCCCCCUGCUGGGACUGGUCAUGUGCAUGAGCGAGGGCACUAAUCCUGCAGCCCUGGCAGCCAGCCCUUCUGUGUUCUCAGCCAUGGGGGCUGGGCCUGGAGGGCUUUGGGGUCAUCUGGGUUAGCUCCACGUAUCCAGGGCGACUGGAAGCCCCAUUUGCUGCUGGACUUUGGGGCUGUGGGAGACCUCUGGCCCACCAGCCCCGUCCUGCCUUGAGCACCUCCACCUGGGGUAUCUGUCCCAAAGCAUGAGUCUGGGAGGGCUGGGUGACCCCAUCCCCAAGUGGGCUGGCAGUGGGUGGGUGUUUGUAGGGUCUGUCCCAGCCUCUCCCUGCCUGACCUCCUGUGGGAUGGGCGUUGGAGGGCCAGGUGGGCCUAGCCACAGGCAGGGCAGUUAAGGGACAGGAGCUGGUGCCUUUCUCCUUGUUUUGUCUGACCCAGGUGGCCUCCCCCUCCCCCACUCAUCCGUGCAGACAGCUGGGGUGCCGAGGCCUAGGGUAGGGAUGCAAGCAGGCAGCUGAGUUGCCCGGCAGGGCUCUUUGUGAGCUGUGCUGAGAAGGGAAGCUGGAGGUUUGGGCACAAAGGGUGGCCCCCCGGCUGUGGGAGGUGGGGAUGUUCAUGGUGAGAAAGGACCCAAGGGUACGCUUGGCUGUGGGCCGUGUGGCCACUGCGGGAGAGGGCAUGAUGGCGGGAGGGUGUGCCUGUGGCCCUGUCCUGGCAGCCCUGUGUGGCCUCAGCUGCUUCCUGAGAGGCUGUCUCAUCCUACUGUGCCUGGCUGUGGUGGUUCUCUGCCUGGGGCCCGGCUCCUGCCUCUGGGUCCUUCUAGGGGAGGAGGAGGAACUUGAGCUGCUGGUGUCCUGUGCCUGGGAAGAGUUUAAUAUUUCGAGCUCCGGCAGGGCCGCUCCCAUCUGCUGCAGGUGGGGGCCGCUCAUCUUCAUGGGGGACCACUGGGGCUGGGCUGAGUGCAGCUGAGCGGUGGGAGCUCGGCUGUUGUGGGGAGCUUAGCCCCAUGCAAGCCCCGAUCAGGGGAGGUGGAGAGUCCUGACCAUUGGUCCCCAGUGCUCCCAUUGCCCCUGGGAACCAGCAGCCCUGCCUGGGCUUCAAGGCCACUGGGAAAAGGAAAGCAUUUGCACAGAUGUGAAACCCUGCAGCCUACGAAGUGGGGAUGGAGGACGAGGGCCAGAGGGACAGCAGGGUGACGAAGGGGUCAUUGCUGGGGUCGCUGGCACCCAGGCUCAGUGGAGGUGGCUCCUCACUCUGCACAGCCUCAGGCCAACUCUCAACUAUGUUAGGUGGGUGAUGGUGCCUGGGGCUACCGGCCAGCCUUGACGCCCGUGCUCUGCCGGAUUGUCCAGGCAUCCAGUAAGCCAGGACAUGAACUUGGCUUUAGAGAGAGGCCCCAGACACCAGCAGGAGCUGCCUGGAGCCUAGAGUGCAAGACCCCUGAGGGGACAGCCUCUCUUCCGCCCUGUUCCUGCUCUAGAGCUGCUCGGUGGGAGGGGAUGUGUGCACCCCAGUGUCCCCCCAGCUGGUGCUCUGCCCAGACAGCAGAGCAGGAGGGUCCUGAGAUGGUAGCCCCCGGAGCUGGUUUAGAGGCUUCCGGGGACCCAGAGGCUUUGGGCUUCUGGUCCUGAUCGGAGUUUGCUCCCUGGCUGGGAUGGGGAGGGGAAGUUGGCCCCCAGGGUGGAGGGAAUGGAUGCCUGCAGGGUCCAGCUGGAGAGGUCUUCGCCCACCUCCUGGAGCCCCUGAAGGGUUGAUGGUGCAUCCGGCACGUCCGGCGCCCCACUUGGGUCAGCCUCAUCCUGAGGGCUGGACCUGAGCCCCUGGCAUUGCUGUGCCCAUGUGGGCCCUCAGCCCUCGUUCAUGUGACUCUCACUCCCAGAUGAAGAUCUCCUUCAAUGACAAGAGCCUGCAGACCACAUUUGAGUACCCUUCCGAGAGCUCCCUAGCACAGGAGGAAGAGGUGGAGCAUGAGGAAGACGAGGAGGAGGAGGAGGAGGAAGAGGAGGAAGAGGGUUCCGGCUCAGAGGAGAAGCCCUUUGCACUCUUCCUGCCCCGGGCCACGUUUGUGAGCAGCGUGAGGCCUGAGAGCUCUCGGCUGCCAGAGGGCAGCUCAGGCCUGUCCAGCUACACCCCGAAGCACUCUGUGGCCUUCAGCAAGUGGCAGGAGCAGGCGCUAGAGCAGGCCCCAAGGGAGGCAGAGCCCCCGCCCACGGAGGCCAUGGUGAGCUGCAGGGGAGGGAAGCGCUUGGGGGAGUCUGAUGCUUGGGCGAGCCCAUGUGUCCACAUUCUGUUCUCUCACUUUCAGCUCACACCCGCCAGUCAGAAUGACCUCUCGGACUUCCGCAGCGAGCCAGCCCUUUAUUUCUGAGCCCAGCACUGCCAGGACCAAGGCUGAGCCCCAGCUGUGGGAGUCCCGGAAGCUGGGCAGUAGCCAGGGACUACUGCACCCGCUUCUGCCUUGUCUGGCCUCACUGUAUUCCACCCACCCCUCCUGGCCCUGGAAGCAGCCAGGGUGCCUCCUGCCAUCGGGACCAGGUCUGGGUCUCACUCCCCGGCCCUGGUUUGGGAGGGCCCAGGUGGGGAGUGGCGUGGGGAACUGCCUGUGGGUGAGGUCAGGGGCCUGCUGGGUGGUGGUCAUCUGCAACCUGGCAGGGGACUGUGCAGAUUCUACACCUGGCAGUUCCCUGUCCCGUCUCCUCAGCCUGCCUCCCAGCGGCCAUGGGGUGUCUGGGGUGAAGGGCUGUCCCAGCUACUUAUCCUCUGCAGGAUCCUAAGCCCUGCCCGCAGCCCCCAUGCCCUCUGUGAUGAGUGGCAUCUUUCCUGCCUCUGACGAUGGACUCAAUAAACAGCACUGGACAAGGCU